AUGAGUUCUAUUCAAAAUCCUCAGCUCUCCAACCAAGAAGCUGUUGUGGAUGUUAACGAAUUCGUAUCUGUUGAAAACCCAGAUUCUAAACGCUCCAAGUUUGGAUCUUUCUUCAAAAACCCUUACCCUCCUGGGUUUUCCCGAAAGCUGGUGGCGGAGGUGAUAGCAACCUAUUUGCUAGUGUUUGUGACAUGUGGGGCGGCAGCAUUGAACGCGAGCGAUGCACGGAGAGUGUCGCAGCUUGGUGCUUCAGUUGCAGGUGGAUUGAUCGUGACUGUGAUGAUUUACGCUGUCGGACACGUUUCCGGUGCCCAUAUGAACCCGGCUGUCACCAUGGCUUUUGCUGCAACUCGACACUUUCCAUGGAAACAGGUUCCAUUGUAUGGAGCAGCACAACUGAGUGGAGCAACUUGUGCAGCCUUUACAUUGCGCUUAUUAUUGCAUCCAAUUAAGCAUUUGGGCACAACUACUCCAUCAGGGUCUGAUUUACAAGCUUUAGUUAUGGAGAUUGUUGUUACAUUCUCUAUGAUGUUUGUCACUCUUGCCGUUGCAACUGACACCAAAGCAGUAGGAGAGCUGGCAGGUAUCGCAGUUGGCUCAGCUGUUUGUAUCACUUCCAUCUUAGCUGGACCUGUAUCAGGAGGGUCAAUGAACCCUGUGAGGACUUUAGGACCUGCAUUGGCAAGUGAUUAUUAUAAAGGGCUUUGGGUGUACUUUGUUGGGCCGGUUGUUGGAACUCAACUGGGGGCAUGGUCAUAUAAGUUCAUACGUGCCAGUGACAAACCUGUGCACUUAAUCUCUCCACAUUCUUUUUCACUCAAAAUGCGAAGAAUGUCGAGAUCAGAUGUUAGCGAAAGCAAUCAUUAA
Cucumis sativus (cucumber) is the source of this 867-nucleotide messenger RNA. Its product is annotated as aquaporin NIP2-1-like. Gene Ontology annotation, biological process: transmembrane transport. Gene Ontology annotation, cellular component: membrane. The record is from RefSeq and is marked provisional. Lineage: Eukaryota; Viridiplantae; Streptophyta; Magnoliopsida; Cucurbitales; Cucurbitaceae. Gene Ontology annotation, molecular function: channel activity.